AUGGCACAAACAGCGGGAGUAAAACCAUUCCCCAUAGCUGGACGCGUCGCUUCAGAGAGAGAGCGUUGUAUUGGCAUGACCCACGUUGAGAGACAAUGGAGAAAACAGUGGUUACAAGAUCAGAUCCUAUCAAAGAACGAACCAGUAUUUGUUGAGCAGUACUGGAGGGAGCGAAUUAACCCCAUUCGGCGUUUGUACCGAAUGCCUUUGGAUUUAGUCUUCGGUGUUCUCACCGGAGUAUUAGGAGAAAAUAGGGCUGCAGAUUAUCGAUACAUAACUGGAAAGCUAGGAUUAAUAGCCGUCGGUGUCUUAUCUGCGCAUUAUUAUUUCAAAUAUGGCGGCAAUGAUUGGACGAAAAAGGGCGGUUUCAGAGUUUUGACUUCCAAGCCGAUGGUGCUACCGGGUCAAGAAGGCUUUCCAUUCAUAACUAACAAGAAAGUCGAUGACUAUGCGGAUAGAGGUUUCAAGAAGUCUGUUCUCUAUAAAUAG
Leptosia nina is the source of this 489-nucleotide messenger RNA. Lineage: Eukaryota; Metazoa; Arthropoda; Insecta; Lepidoptera; Pieridae. The record is from the annotation of a GenBank genome assembly.